GCUUCUCGCUGUACCCUGCUACCGAAAUCCUGGUUGAACAGCAGGGGGUGCGAAAGUACAGCAGAACUUUCUCUGGUUGUGCCUGUUACCUCAAUAUCCAAAACUGGAAGACUUAAAUUAAACUUUAAGUUCAGUAGUCAGUUAUGUACCUCUUUAAAUUUAAUCCUUUUGUUCACGCAUGUGCAAUGUCCUCUAUAAUUGUAGGUCGCAUAAAUUUCCCUCAGUGGAUGGGGUUGAAGUGGUGUAAGGUGCUCUGAGUCACUCACAGGCUGAUACAAAGUACUAGAGAGAGCUUAUCAGUAUUUUGUUGACCUGGCUGGACUGUGCUCAGAAGCAAUUGCAUCCAACUUUUACACACGCUAUUUAAUUUUAUUUGGGUUUUGGUACUGUAAUUUUUGUCACACCUCUGCAGUCUUGGCUUAAGACAUUCUUAUGUUGUGGGUAAACUAGUAUAAGAGUACUGAUACAACUGCUACAGAAUUUUUUUAAAAUGUCCCAAAGUAUUGAAACACUUAGUGUAACUUGCACAUCUACACCUGUUUUCAUUCAAGUGACUGUGCCAGUAAUCAGUUCAAAGGCUGGGAAUUGGUGCAGAGAGUGUGGGAUGCAGGUGCAAAGUGACAUCAGCACAGGCUGCACAUCGUAAAGGAAGAGGCUGUUUCUUAGGCGUGCUAGGGAGACGCUGGUAUAAUGAGCACUGAUCAUGUACAGAGUAUUAAACAAUGUACUGGUACCGUACGUCGGCAAAUAUAAGAACCAUCUAAAACUCAACUUGUAGUUUUAGAAAGCAGGCAUUCUUUAUUGCGGCACCGGGCGCACAGGGGAUCGCUCCACCUAGUGUGUGCCCCGAGUUGCUCUACUACAGGGGUUAUAUGCAGUCAAAAGAUACAUAUUCAUUAAAUUUCUAGUAAAUAAUUACUAUAUUCAUGCUAUUCUUGGAACUCAUUAAUAUAUGCAAAUGUCCGUAACGCCUGUGCGUUCAUGUUCAUUGGUGGUCUUCCAGGGUCCUCUGGUGGUCGUCAGUAGCCUUCCUCAGCAUGUCCGCUGGUUGAACUCAGUCUCUGGACAUACUUGGUUCAUUUUUGGCUUGAUUACACAAUUCUUACUGAUACUAAACUAGCUUAUUCUAGCACAUCUCCCUUGUUUACUCUGUUCAAGGAUACAGUGCCUCCAGACUCCCUUCUGUCUAAUCACAUAUAGCAAGUUCUAAGACUGUCUUAUUUGUGAAGUAUUCUAAGUAUUUCAAAACUAGAUAUGUUGCUCCAAUUAGAGGAGGCCAUAUGUUCUUCUGAAGCCGGAAUCAGCACUGCUCAUGAAGGUUGUACUGUACUCAUUGCAGAAGCAUUUGCCAAUGAUAAUGCUCCAGAACAUGCACUGCGACCUGGCUUUCUGUCCACGUUUGCCCUUGCCACGGAUCAGGGCAGUAAACUAGGACUUUCUAAAAACAAAAGUAUUAUCUGCUAUUACAAUACGUACCAGGUGGUGCAGUUCAAUCGCUUACCUUUGGUAGUAAGCUUCAUUGCUAGCAGCAAUGCCAAUACUGGGCUGAUAGUAAGUUUAGAGAAGGAGCUCACGCCCCUGUUUGAAGAACUGAGGCAGGUUGUUGAAGUUUCUUAACCCGAUGGUAUAGCCGGAGUGCAGCAUCCCUCUGCAGCCCAGUGGACAGAUUCAAUAAUCCUCAGUCAAAUAACACAUCUCAGAAGAAAUACCACAGCUCCUUAGUACACUAAGUAAGAGUAAAUUGUACAUAGUACUGAAUCUGAAAUGAUCUACUAGUGUGUUGUAGAUGGAUGUUACUUUAGGCCACGCUUCUUGUCUUGUGCAGUACUGGAGAGACCACCAAAAUAGCUCCCAUGGAGUUUAGCUCAGCCAGCCAAGCCAGAUGGACACGAUGUAGUUGGCUCAGACGAGUGACCCACAGACCGCUUGCUUUACAGGGAACUGGGCACGUGGUGGGGUGUAUCCUCUGGCCAGCUACCACAUGUGUUGGAAAGCAGAUUGGUUGUAUAGUGUUAUCAAAGAUGUGGUUGAAAGAGUAUCAUGAGAGCAAGUUUACGAGCAGUGACGUGUCAGUACAAUCAAUAAAUAUCCCAGCUUUCUUAUGUGGGUGAUACUUUUGGCAAGGGAAUGCUACUAAUCUGGAUGCUAGCUGCAUCCUGCUUCCACUAAGAAGAAAGCUGUUUCUAUGAAAGCUGUUGCUUUAGGGGUUUUCCUGAUGCCCAGAUAAAAGCACCUGAACAAUGUCUCACUUCUUCAUGGGGUUUUUGUGUAAUAUGGUUGUGAAGAUCUCAUGUCUCAUAGUCUUUGUGUGGGUUCAUCACUGGUGACACUCUCAGCUCAUUUACUCUUAGGUUUUCCUAAGUAAAUAAAUAUAAAUAAAAUACAGUAUUUUUAAAUGACA
Phalacrocorax carbo (great cormorant) is the source of this 2401-nucleotide messenger RNA. The record is from RefSeq and is a predicted model, not a curated record. NCBI's taxonomy places the organism in Eukaryota, Metazoa, Chordata, Aves, Suliformes, Phalacrocoracidae.